Molecule: messenger RNA, 381 nt
Organism: Sphaeroforma arctica JP610
Lineage: Eukaryota; Ichthyosporea; Ichthyophonida
Exons: 1
Source: RefSeq, a predicted model, not a curated record
AAGCACGACGCAUCGUCACCGUUCGCCCCCAAAUCACCACGACCUCCAGCCAAACCCCUGAAACCCAAGCCAGCUAUGCCCCCCAAUCCGGCCAAAAGCACUGACAUGCCUAGUAAGGACAUUGGGUUGUCAGAGAAGGGACCCGCCCCUGAGAUAAUCGAACCCACUCACUCCAGUGCAUCCGCAAACACACCCGCAAACACACGGGAAGCUGCAGAUACGGAUACGUCUACUCACAACACAGAGACAAUCACACACAAGAACACUCCUCCAACUACACCAGCCAAGCCAAACAUCCCGCGCAAACCCUCGAUCGCUGGGAAGUCGGGGCCUCCGCCGGUAGCCCCCAAACCAGAUGCACAUCUGGCAAAUAUACGCCAG